Messenger RNA from Peromyscus californicus insignis, 1779 nucleotides. RefSeq names its product adrenomedullin 2 (gene Adm2). NCBI's taxonomy places the organism in Eukaryota, Metazoa, Chordata, Mammalia, Rodentia, Cricetidae. The record is from RefSeq and is a predicted model, not a curated record. Gene Ontology annotation, biological process: positive regulation of heart rate; adenylate cyclase-activating G protein-coupled receptor signaling pathway; regulation of systemic arterial blood pressure. The transcript is spliced from 3 exons. The coding region runs from base 1008 to 1457 and encodes 149 amino acids.
UCUGAGUUGAAGCCCUCCCUAGGCUACAGAGGGUCCCGAGCAGCUUAGGGAGACCCAACCUACACACAAAGGCAAAUAAGGUCAUUGUGGUAGGUGCUUGCCUGGCUCACUCUCCAGUACCAACCACAACAGGAAAAAAGGCUGAAAAAACGCAGCUCAUGCCAGGUGGUAGGUACACCGGGCGGUGGUGGCUCAUCAUGCAUGCCCAACCAUGAGAAAGAGUGCCUUUAUGCUUACACAUACUUACACAUAUUACUCGUUUGUGCAUGUGUGUGUAACACAUACAGAGAAUAUUGUGUGCAGAUUAGAGGAACGAGUCUCUCACCCAGAAAGAAUACUGCUGUGGUGGGGGCCUCACUUUGUACUUAUAUUACAGUAUUUGAUAAUGAGAAGACACCUGUCUUGGGAAACAAGUUGGCAGUCAUCGGGAAUCUGCCAUUAUCUCCUGGGGAUGGAUGUUGGGUAACCAAGUCAUGCUCCUGCCUUUCCUGAAGAGGUGACAGGUCGAUGCCCUUGGGGUCAGAACACACCUCUACUUCAGCACUCACCUUUCAGCCUGGUGGGUCAUUGGGCCCCACGCAUCUCUGAGACUUCGUCGCACACUUAAGUUAGGAGUUAAGUAACAGGAGUCAGGAUAGGAGGUCCUCGACAGCUCUUGAGCAUUUCCCAGCAGGGGUGGACCCCUCGAAGUGAUCCCCCCCUGUGGCUCUACUGGUUCCUGCUGGGCAGGAGUAGCUGCCAGGAGAGCUCGGCUAGUGCAGCCCACCCCGGUGGAGAACGCCCCGCCCCAUCAGCGGCGGGCCCCGCCUUCAGCUUCAAAGCCUACUUAGCGCUGGAAGUGCCUCCCAAACUGGUCUUCCGCUGGACCCCAGAAGGCGCACUAGCCCAGGAGACCACGACCUGACCUGAGUUCCACUGAGUGCUCCCGGAUCUCCCAACAGACCCCAGCCCCGCCUGCUGUCUCUAAAUCCGAGACCUGUGCCACAACAGACUCAGCCCAGCCCGCCAUGGCCCAGUUCCUGAUGGUCACGGUAACCCUCGGUUGCAUCAGCCUCCUCUACCUGCUCCCGGGCACGCAGUCUGGCAGCCUGAGCUGGGGACUGAAGCUUUCCAGACCCAGAGAAUCCCCAGCAAAGAUUCCUUCCAGUGGCCUGCAGCCUGGACACUCUUCACUCCGGCCUGUAGUUUGGAAGCCUCAUCAUGCCCCCCAGCCACAGGGAAGGGGCAACCCGACCCUUGCUAUGGUUCAUCUGCUUCAGGGUGCGGGCUCACGACACCCAGGUCCCCAGCGACACUUGGAACCUCGAAGACCUCAUGCCCAGCUUCUGCGGGUGGGCUGUGUCCUGGGCACAUGCCAAGUGCAGAAUCUCAGUCACCGCUUGUGGCAGCUGGUCCGGCCAGCUGGCCGGCGAGACUCAGCUCCUGUGGAUCCCAGCAGCCCCCACAGUUAUGGCUGAGGUGGGUCCUGAAUGGUCCACCUGGAGUGCUGUACUCUAAUCCCAGAGCUGCAGCCUGGCCCAGGUCUCUGGAGCUCCUGCUGGCAGCGAUUCCUCAUGGCUUUGGAUACUGUAAACCUAAACCUCUGAGGAUAUGUGGAUCUAGACGCUGCACCCUCAGGGGCCUGUGCCUCCCAGAACUGUGCACACUCGGGGAACAGGUGCUUGGCCGGAGUGGCAACAGUAUCUCAAGCCACAGAAAACUUGAAAGGAGGAGCGUGUCUAAAGAAAAAGCUAGAGUCUUAAACAUAGCCCCUCCCACAACCAAGCAGGAGAAAGGCUA